GCCGCGGCCGCAGCCCAGCUCUGGGGUCUAGAACUGAUGGAACUCGCCAUAACCCCAAAACAACCGUCCUUCCGCGUGCGCGCGCGCGUUCCCGGUUGUCUUGGGAACCAGUUAGCUUCUGCAUGUGAUUCGGGCUAGCGGCCUGCGGGAGAACUUGCUGUCCGAGGGAAAGCUGAGGCAGCAGCUGCAGCAAUGCCUCGUGGCUUAGGCGGUGGCCGCGGCAACGGAGGUGGAGGCUGGAGUUCCGAGAGACGGCGGUGUGUGACCGACUGUCUGAAGAGGCACCAGGACCAGGCCCUGAGCAGCCAUAUGUACCUACUGCGGGAGACUGGCCCCACGGGCUUCCUGAUGAGCGAGAACGAACCCGAUGGCUCCAACUAUCGAGUUUUCCUUGGAGAUCCUCACACAUGCAGCUGUUCCACAUUUGUGAAAGGAAAUGAUCUUUGUAAGCAUAUAUGUUGGAUAUUAUUGAAAAAAUUCAAGCUUCCAAGAAAUCAUGAAUAUGCUUUUCAAUUGGGUCUUGUGGAACGAGAAAUCAAUGAAUUAUUAGAGGGAUUACAUCGAGUUCAGAAUCCAAGGCCAGCUAAGGAACCACAUGUUGAAAAAGAUGGACACCUCAAACAGAAAGAAAUUUGUUCAGAAGAUAUCUGUUCCAUAUGUCAAGAAGAGCUGCUAGAAAAAAAGCUGCCAGUCACCUAUUGCAGGUAUGGUUGCGGUAAUAGUGUGCACAUAAAAUGUAUGAAAAUAUGGACUGAUCAUCAAGAUAAGUCAUCAAAAAAUUCUGUUGUCAAGUGCCCUCUGUGCAGAGAAGAGUUUGCACCUUUAAAACUUAUUUUAGAUGAAUUCAAAAACUCCAACAGACUUGUGACAGCUGCAGAGAAAGAAAAGCUUGACAAACACCUUGGGAUUCCAUGUAACAACUGCAGACAAUUUCCAAUUGAGGGAACUUGUUAUAAGUGCACUGAAUGUACUGAAUAUCACCUAUGCCAUGAAUGUUUUGUUAGUUGUUUCCAUCCUCCACAUAUUUUUACUUUUCGGCAGAAGAGAAAUCAAAGAUGGAAAUCACUAGAAAAUAAUCCAGAAUUAUGUCCUGCAGAGAAAAUCAUAAAAAAUACAGAAUUUACAAAUCAGACUGAAGAAGAGAUGACACACCUUGAAAAAAGUGACAGUUGCACACCAAAGCAUGUAGUAACAUCACUUCCUCUCAUAUUAAUUACAAAAUAUAGUAAGCUGCUUGCUCCAGGUAACCAGUGUCGACUUUGUUUGAAGCCAUUUUGUCUUGGUCAGCAUACAAGACUAUUGUCAUGUAAUCACAAGUUUCAUAGGAAAUGCAUUGAUGAUUGGUUACUAAACAUAAGUAAUUCAUGCCCUAUUGAUGGCCAAACUGUCUAUAACCCUUUAAUAUGGAAAAAUCCACUGAUUAAUGGACAUAUACAAAAGCCAUUACCACAUAAAACUGCCACUCAUCUGUCAAAGCAGGUAUAUCCAGAACUUUUUAUACCUGGCACUGGAUUACUCUUUAAAGAGAGCAGACUUGACCACUUACCUGAAAGAUCUAAAGCUAAUUUAGAAAAACUCAAUAAUCAUCAAGAUUCAGGUUUGAAUGAGAAUUUAACAGGAGAUAGUCUACACUCUUUGCAAUCAAGUGAUCCAAAUUCAAGUAAAUUAAUCUUUGAUUGUAAAAUAAAUCACCAUUUCCCUACCUAUCUUCAGGAUUCAUCCCUGAAUUCUUCAGAGAAGAUAUCUCAAAUUUUUCUUCCUUCCAUUACCAAUACUGGAAUUUAUGCUAAAUCUGGAGGUCCGCUUGUCAAUGGAAAGUUAUAUCACUCUGAACAAAAGCCAAAGAGGAAUAAAGAGUGCAUGGAUGAUCUUACGCUGAAGAAGAUACUUGCCACUAAAAUAAGAAUUGACAAUGAAAAUUCAAAUGGUACAUUUCCAGAGGUUUUUCAUCAUAUGGCAAACUGGAGUACAAUUAACCCAAGCUCAUCCAAAAGGGAGAAUAAUAUGGGAAAAAUAAGACGAAACCAUGGCCUCCUGUCAAGAAGACCUAUAUCAAAUGCUUUAAAUUCUAAAACUCAAGAGUUGUCUUUAAUAAUGGAAGGAGUUCCUUUUUACAAAAAUUAAUAUUGAAUAUUUUCUAGGAUUAAAAUAUAUUUGCAAAAAA
Sarcophilus harrisii (Tasmanian devil) is the source of this 2164-nucleotide messenger RNA. RefSeq names its product zinc finger SWIM-type containing 2 (gene ZSWIM2). Bases 193 to 2124 code for a protein of 643 amino acids. Gene Ontology annotation, molecular function: zinc ion binding; ubiquitin protein ligase activity. The transcript has 9 exons. Lineage: Eukaryota; Metazoa; Chordata; Mammalia; Dasyuromorphia; Dasyuridae. The record is from RefSeq and is a predicted model, not a curated record.